Molecule: messenger RNA, 1146 nt
Organism: Thelazia callipaeda (thelaziosis nematode)
Lineage: Eukaryota; Metazoa; Nematoda; Chromadorea; Rhabditida; Thelaziidae
Source: the annotation of a GenBank genome assembly
AUGGUUUUUGAGGCAGAAAUGGAUGAUGAUGUGAAUUGUACAGUUCCAGAAAUACCAUUAGCACGUUUCGAAGAUGAUACUGAUCUUAUCAAAGUUACCUCACAACAGUCGACAAGUGAUUGCGAGAAUAAUUUGGAAGAAAAUUUUGAGAUUGAAAAUUUGUCGGGAAGUUUGGAAGACUUAGUGGGUACUUUCGAUCAGAAAAUUUCUAAUUGUUUCAAAGAUCUAAAUGAAGGUACUGAAGAAAUAGCACCGGUGCAGGUGCGGUCACAAGAAGAAAUUAUGACUGACAGCCAGAUCUGGUGGACUUUGACUGGAAAUUUUGGUAAUAUGCCACCAUUGGAUUUCUCGAAAACACAAACAAGGCGGCUUCAAUUACCAGCACUUAAUCUUCAGCCUCGUAAGGAGCAAAAUGACCCUGGAAUAGAUUUAUUGGAAGAAGAAGAAGAAGAAUUGAGAAGUGCUUUGGACAUGCAUCAGCUAAUAAGUCAACAUGGACCUUUAUCUGAAUCACCUCCGCAAACAGCUGAUCAAGUGAUCGAAGAAAUUGACCAAAUGCUACAAUCAUGUGACUUUUCGGGAUCAGUAAUGACAGAUCAUACGAUGGAAUCGGUGGAUAGCAUGUAUUCAUCGAUGCGUUCACCGUUAUCAAGUGGACAGUAUGAAAUGGAUAUCAAAUUACGACAAGCUACUGCUAUUACAUCUAAUCCAGAAAAUUUAGAAUCAUUUUCAUAUAGUCGACUGCUUGCACUGAGCGCAGAAAUGGAACAACUUAUACAAGUUUAUAAUGACAGCUUAGUGGAACAGCUAGCGCAUCGCGAUGAAUUAGAAUAUGAAAAGGAGAUGAAGAAUUCAUUUAUUUCUUUAUUAUUAUCGAUACAGAAUCGACAAAAACAUUUUACUAAUGAACGAAAACGGAAAGCACUGAAAAUUGAUCCUUCACAAUUGCCACAAUAUAUGACAGCUACAAUUCCAUACGAUGAAAAUCGACUCUCCUUGGAUAUGAAUACAUUGAUGGCGCUUGUUAAAUUACUACGAGCAAUUGAUGAGGAUAAUCCGGCCGUGCCUGGAAUGCUUACGAACUAUAUCUUGACUGUCCUGUGCCCGUCAGCGUCAUCACCAGUUAUCUCAGAUUUGGUGGCCUAA